AUUCAAUGGAUGAUUCCUGUACAAAAUGUAUGACAAUCUCAGCUCUGAUUGAGAUGUUUACAUCAAUUACACUUACUACGCUGACCUUUUAUUACAACCCUCACUUAAUUUUAGAUACUAAGUUAGGAAUCCUUCUAAUUUACUAUGGAUAUUUAGUCAUCAAUUUAUUGAUAUUGACCAUUCUCAUAGAAAUCAUAUUAAUAUUAGCAACUAUGCCAUUUUUAGGAUUCAAUCAAUCAUUAAGGGUCUUAGCAUUUUCUCAAUCCAGUAAUUAUAUUCACUAUUAAUGAAUGCAGUUUUUGUUUAUUCUUAUAGAUGCUCC
Molecule: messenger RNA, 322 nt
Organism: Paramecium sonneborni
Lineage: Eukaryota; Ciliophora; Oligohymenophorea; Peniculida; Parameciidae
Source: the annotation of a GenBank genome assembly